CGCUUCGGCUGCACAUGCGGUGUGCUAAGUGUCGUUUAAAAACAUCGUUUCUGUAUUUGGACUGUGACAGGAAUGUCGACAGAGUAGCCAAUAACCAUACAAAUGCUGGAUUUUUCGCUUCUAGUACUUAACGAAAGUAUGCGCAUUGAACUGCUGUUUAUGUCUUUUCAUAUUUUCCUCGAUUAAAUUAUGGUAUGAAGUUUAUAAGGGGAUAAUGAAUGUGUCCUGAUGAAGUAGUCGCCCAGCUUUUUAAUGCGCACAAAGCGAUGGUGUGACAUGAUCUUCGGUAGAAAAUGACAAGGGGAUUGAUCGACAGAGAAAAUGGCUCCACACGCGGAGGAUUGCGAAGAGGUGGAGCGAUUAAACGGGGAGAAAUAUCAGCCAGUGCCAGUACAUCAGGGGAGAAGGAUACUGCCAGACGACAAUGCACCCGCACAGGCGUGGAUCGAGAACGAAGAUUCCCCACAGGGCCUCGAUAGCAGGACCAACAGUCCUGGUGAAAGCCGGCGUCUGCUUGGAAAUAAGCCCCUCCACAAAUCCACGACAAGACUUCAGGCAGGAUUAACUUUGGGAGUGUGGAAACAAUCAAAAUGCUCCUUGAGCGCUAAGAGCGUGAAGAUAAAGCCCAGAGUCAAGAGCAAAUUCGAGAAACGGAAGGAAAAGAUAGUAGAGGCGCUCCGGCCGCCUUAUUUCAUCAUCAGCAUGAUCAUUUUUAUAGUAUUGCUGCAUCUCUGCGGGCCAGAAGAAUGGCGAUCGCAUCUGGAGUGGUCUCCCGGUCCCUGGUGGCGGGAGCCGUGGAAGUUAAUCACCUAUGGCUGUGUACAUGCUAGUACGAGACACCUGGCACUCAACGCGCUUGUUGCCUUAGCUGUGGGCUGGCGUUUGGAACGCGAGCAGGGCUGGGUGCGGGUGGCGCUGGUGUGGGCGGGCGGCGUGGCGGCCGGCGCGCUCGGCGCGGGCGCGCUGCAGCCGCGCGUGCACGUCGUGGGCGCCUCCGCCGCCGUGUACGCGCUCUUGACCGCACACCUACCUAACGUGUGCCUCAGAUUCGGCCACAUUCCGCUGUGGUGGUUCCGGCCUCUAAGCGUGGUGGUGCUGGGAGCCUCAGAAGUUUGCUGGGCCUUUAUCCGUGUAUCGGAAGGCAGCGCCAGUUCCAACCAAGUGGCGUGGGCCGCGCAUGCUCUGGGCGCUGCAGUUGGUGUUCCUCUUGGCUUCCUCGUAUUCAAUGGUGAGAACAGCACGAGGAAAAAUAUGCUAUGGUGUAGAAUUGUAUCGAGCUUCAUCAUGGCUGUUGGCGUGUUGGCCGCUGUUUGCCACUUCCUCUUCUGGUCCGACGUAGACCACUACACCUGAGGAAGACUUGCCUCCAGCCUCGCGACACGGAGGUCAUACAGAGUCUGACAGUUUCGAAUUACGAAAUGUAAUUUAUUUUAGGUAUUAUUCGAAAUAUGACUGGCUAUCGUUUUAUGUAUGAUGUACUGAAGUACAAAAUUAAUUGAAACUAUUAGUCGAAGGUUUGGGUUGGAAGUUUGUGCCAUAUACACAAUGUACUUUGAUAUAAAAAGUAGCAAUUACGGUAAUAUUAGUAUCCAAAAAUCGGAUGUACAAAACAAUGUGUUCAAAAACGUUUAUACAUUGUUGAAAAAUUGUUAACAUUUGGCCGAUAUUAAUAUAACGCACAAGGGUCUUCCUCUAAUGUUGUUGUAUGAUAAUUUAGAUAGGUAUCUAUCCAGUACUUAAGCCUAACGUGUACGUUUACUUCCAUCUCUGAGAGAGAUGAAAUGUGUGAUAUUGUUGUUAUAAAACGUAUGUCGUAGACCAAAUCGUUGAAAUUGUUUUUAACUUACCUCUCUAUAGAUAUGCUCUGUUAAUUACUGACCAUGUCAACGCCUUGAUGACGUUUGAUUUAUUUCGAGGCUUGGUCUACAACAUUUGUUUCUUUACCAAUAGGUAAAUUAUUGAAACGAUUCGAUGACAGCGUUUGUCAGUUGUACAGUAUGUAGGUAAGCUUAACGUAGGUAUUUUACAUGUUGUCGGUACUUUUUUUUACCAUUUUUUAAACUGUUCGAUAUGUGAUUGUUGUAGUUAAAUGUUAUGAACAUAACCGUGUGACGUUAUUCAAUUAUAUUUUUUAACAAUGCAAUGAUUUCAAUGAGAUCUCGCGAUUUGUUUUGUAUCAAAACGCUUUAGGAAUUGACGUUUGGUGGGAUGAGUUGGGGAAUCGUGUGUUUAUACUUGUGUUUGUGAGUUAUUGUAACCAAAGAGAUUAUUAAUCUAGUCCUAUGUCUUAUGUUGUUGAUGAAUAAAUCUUUUUUAGAAUAAAGUUCACUGGUCUUGCUUAUGAGAGGGGAGAUCUCAAUAUUCGAAACGGGACCAAUUGACACCAGUUUCCUAUCAAACACGUCAUGUUAUGAAAAAAAUCGUCAUGUCCGAAUCCACGGAAUUAUCGAGUAUCAAAACCAAUAAAAAACUAACAGUCGAAUUAAGAACGUCCUCCGUUUUUGGGAAUGUCG
Molecule: messenger RNA, 2513 nt
Organism: Zerene cesonia (dogface butterfly)
Lineage: Eukaryota; Metazoa; Arthropoda; Insecta; Lepidoptera; Pieridae
Product: rhomboid-related protein 1-like
Exons: 7
Coding region: 322-1353 (343 amino acids)
Cellular component (GO): membrane
Molecular function (GO): serine-type endopeptidase activity
Source: RefSeq, a predicted model, not a curated record